CCUUUCGUUCGAAUAUUGACCGUCGCUCGCGUUCACAAAAAAUACGACUGUUUUGCAGUCUACUGGAUGUGAAUUACAUGAUCAUCCCGAUUUUAACCCUUUUUUUGCGAUCCAUGAACCCAAAAUUUCGAAUGAUUUUGCCGGUUCAGUCUUGGCCAGUUCAAAAAUCAACCCACACCGUUUGGCUUGUCAGAAUUUUGCGUGAUUUCAGUAUUCGAAGUCCUCUUUCUACAUGUCCAAAGCGGUAUUGAUCCCGGAUUUUGCCCCUGAUCCCUUACGGCCAUGGCUGUGAUCCCGACUCCAAGCUUCUCAUCCCUGAUCCCACAUACCUCUUUACAAAUCUGUUAUUGAAGUAUCCCCAAUUGGCACAGCAGUGCUAAAUACUUUGACGCUUAAAUAACUUGAAGUGGUUAAUUUAUUCACUGACUCGUGACCUGACAUCUAACCGACAAUGAUCGGUAUGUUAUGUCAUAUUAUGGUUUACUGAUCCGCACAACCCUUAUCGUUAAUUAAUUCGUGUCAAAAAUGGAUCAAGAACAGCUCACGGAAAACGAAGUCGACGAAUAUUUAGCACGUAUUCAUUAUACCGGCCCCAGAGAACCAACACUCGAGGUCUUAACAGAACUUCAACGAUGUCACAUGUUGUCAGUGCCCUACGAAAACUUGAGCGUGUUUGGCAAGGAGAAAAUAGUUCUCUCCAAGGAUUGGUUGUUCGAAAAAAUCGUCCGAAGACACCGUGGCGGAUUUUGCUGUGAGCUCAACUCGCUAUAUUCCCUUCUACUCGACUAUUUUGGAUUUAGCCGCAAGCUGCAUGCCGGUGCAGUGUUCACCCGCUAUCCAGAGCGCAAAGGAAUUCUAUUUGAUCACAUGUUUUUCACGAUCAACUUUGGAGAUGACCUGUGGCUGACAGAUGUUGGGUUCGGCGACUCCUAUUUGACCCCUCUUCGAUUCAGCAACUCGCCAGAUCCUCAAGAACGGGAGAGUGGAAUUUAUCGCAUCCGAAAAGAUGGCGAAGAAUACUGGUACGAGGAGAAAGCUAAAGCAAUUGUUGACGAGUUUGAUCACAAAAAGCAAAGGGCAUCCACCCAUGACGAAUGAGAAGCCACCCCUAGAUGCAAAUUCGAUCUCAUUCCAAGAACCAGAGAGGACUUCAACGAUAUGUUAAUCUAUCAUCAAACAAACCCAGAGUCGCCAUUCACCCACGAUCGCAUUUGCACGAUAAUAGGCUAA
This is a messenger RNA of Orbicella faveolata, 1230 nucleotides long. RefSeq names its product arylamine N-acetyltransferase, pineal gland isozyme NAT-3-like. NCBI's taxonomy places the organism in Eukaryota, Metazoa, Cnidaria, Anthozoa, Scleractinia, Merulinidae. Gene Ontology annotation, molecular function: arylamine N-acetyltransferase activity. The record is from RefSeq and is a predicted model, not a curated record.